Mucor velutinosus is the source of this 2490-nucleotide messenger RNA. RefSeq lists its product as uncharacterized. The coding region runs from base 1 to 2490 and encodes 829 amino acids. Lineage: Eukaryota; Fungi; Mucoromycota; Mucoromycetes; Mucorales; Mucoraceae. Gene Ontology annotation, biological process: vacuolar acidification; proton transmembrane transport. Gene Ontology annotation, molecular function: proton-transporting ATPase activity, rotational mechanism; ATPase binding. The record is from RefSeq and is a predicted model, not a curated record. Gene Ontology annotation, cellular component: vacuolar proton-transporting V-type ATPase complex; vacuolar proton-transporting V-type ATPase, V0 domain; fungal-type vacuole membrane. The transcript is spliced from 9 exons.
AUGGCACCCAGUACACUCUUCCGUUCGGAAGAAAUGUCACUCAUUCAACUAUAUAUCCCUGCUGAAGUAGCUCAACCUUGCGUUGCAGAGUUGGGCGAACUUGGCAAGGUUCAGUUUAGAGAUCUUAAUCCCGAAGUAAAUGCUUUUCAGCGUUCAUUUGUAUCUGAAAUCAGAAGAUUAGAUGAGAUGGAGCGUCAAUGUAGAUUUUUCCAAACACAACUCGCCAAGUCUGAUAUCCAGGUUCGUCCUUUGACACCUGCAGCCUAUCGUUCUCGUGCUCGUUCAGCUCAGGAAGUCGAUGAUCUUGAAGAGAACCUCAAGGAGUACGAAGGACGCAUCUCCCAAAUGAACUCAUCCUAUGAAUCGCUCCAACGUCGCUAUCUUCAGUUGACUGAACUGCGUCAUGUUUUGAGAGAAUCUGCUGGUUUCUUUGAACAGGCUGAGUCAAGACAAGACACGAUUCGCAACUCGCUUGAUAUUCAAGACGAUUCUGCCCCUCUCUUGGAAAACGAUGUCGAGCAAAACAACUACGACUCUGAGAACCUGCAUCUUGGCUAUGUCACUGGUGUCAUUUCGCGUGCUCGUAUGCAGACAUUUGAGCGUGUUCUCUGGCGCUCUCUGCGUGGUAACUUGUACAUGAAAUCCGCUGAGAUUGAUGAACCCAUCGUAGAUCCCGAUACUGACAGUGUCGUCGACAAGAACGUCUUUUGCAUCUUUGCUCAUGGUACUGAGAUCAUUGCCAAAAUCAAAAAGAUCUCUGAGAGUUUGGGUGGCACCUUAUACACCAUUGACGAUUCUGCUGAUAAACGCCGUGAUUCUCUGUUGGAAGUGACAUCUCGUAUUGAGGACUUGAACAAUGUUUUAUCCACAACAAAUCAGACCCGUCGUUCAGAGUUGCUUAAGGUAUCCGAGAAUGUCACUGCUUGGACAACUAUUGUUCGUAAAGAAAAGGCUAUAUACCACACCAUGAACUUGUUCAACUAUGAUGUCAAUCGUAAAUGCCUCAUUGCUGAAGGAUGGUGUCCCACAAACGACAUUCCUCUGGUUCAACAAUCCUUGAAAGAAGCUACUGAUGCUUCUGGCACCAGUCUUCCCUCCAUCUUGACCGAGUUACAUACCAAAAAGACCCGCCCUACAUAUCAUCGCACAAACAAAUUUACUGAAGGUUUUCAAGGUAUCAUUGAUGCUUACGGUAUUGCCCGCUAUCGUGAAGUCAAUCCUGGCCUCUUUACCAUUGUCUCUUUCCCCUUCCUCUUUGCUAUGAUGUUUGGUGAUAUCGGUCAUGGUGCUCUCCUAUUCCUCACUGCCCUGUAUCUCUGUCUCAAUGAGAAGAAAUUGGCCUCUAACAAUGGCGAGAUUUUCAAAAUGUUCUUUGGUGGUCGUUAUAUGAUGUUGAUGAUGGGUCUUUUCUCCAUCUUCACUGGUGCAGUCUACAAUGAUAUCUUCUCCUUGUCAUUAAACGUCUUCAAGUCCGGCUUUGACUUGCCCUCCAACUACACUUCGUUCGAAUCUGUCGAAGCUUUACCCAACGGCAAUGUCUACACUUUUGGCUUUGAUCCCGCAUGGCAUGGCGCUGAAAACUUCUUGCUCUUCUCAAACUCUUACAAGAUGAAGCAAGCCAUUGUGAUUGGUGUCAUUCACAUGUCCUUUGCUGUCUGUUUGAACGUCUUUAACCAUAUUUAUUAUAAGCGCAAAGCCUUUGUCUGGCUCGAAUUCUUGCCUCAAAUUUUGUUCAUGGAAUCCAUCUUUGGCUAUUUGAUCUUCUGUAUCAUGUACAAGUGGAGUGUCAACUGGUGGGAGCUUGAUUCCAAUGGCCACCAUAUCCGCAACGCUCCUCCCAAUCUCUUGAACAUGCUGAUUUACAUGUUCUUGACCCCCGGAUCUGUCAACCCUGAAGAGCAACUUUAUCCUGGCCAAGGUCCUGUUCAGCUCUUCCUGAUCCUCCUUGCUGUCGUCUGUGUACCAUGGAUGUGGUUUGGUAAGCCCUUUUAUCUGAAAAGGGAGGCUAGCAAGCAUCAUUACGAGACAGUUGCUGGCGAUGAUAAUGCUGAUGAGGAAGAACAAGCCGUUGCAGGCACUUCCAGCGAAGAUGAUGAAGAAGAAGAAGAGUUUGAGUUUAGCGAAGUCAUGAUUCAUCAAACAAUCCAUACCAUUGAAUUCUGUCUCAACUGUAUUUCUAACACUGCCUCUUAUCUUCGUCUCUGGGCCUUGUCUCUUGCCCAUGCUCAAUUAUCAAGUGUGCUAUGGGACAUGACCCUCAAGAUUUGGUUCAACAUGACUGGUGCUAUUGCUGUCGUUGGCCUUGUCAUUGGUUUUGCCAUGUGGUUCACAUUGACUAUUGGUAUUCUAUUGUGUAUGGAAGGCCUUUCUGCUUUCCUUCACGCCCUUCGUUUGAUGUGGGUAGAGUUUGACGGUAAAUUCUACAAUGGUGAUGGUAUCAACUUUGAACCCUUCACAUUUGCUACAAUUUUGGAGCCUGCUAGCGAGUAG